AUGUCCAACAGCAGCUCCAUCACCCACUUCCUCCUCCUGGCAUUCGCAGACACACAGGAGCUUCAGCUCUUGCACUUCCGGCUCUUCCUGGGCAUCUACCUGGCUGCCCUCCUGGGAAACGGCCUCAUCAUCACCACCAUCGCCUGUGACCACCGCCUCCACUCCCCCAUGUACUUCUUCCUCCUCAAUCUCUCUGUUCUUGACCUGGGAUCCAUCUCCACCACUCUCCCCAGAUCCAUGACAAAUUCCCUGUGGGACACCAGGGACAUCUCCUAUGCAGGAUGUGCUGCACAGCUCUUUCUGUUUGGCUUCUUGCUUGGAACAGAGUUUUCCCUUCUCACCGUCAUGGCCUAUGACUGCUACGUUGCCAUCUGCCAUCCCCUGCACUACGGGACCUUCCUGGGCAGCAGAGCUUGUGUCCACAUGGCAGCAGCUGCCUGGGGCAGUGGGUUCGUCAAUGCUGUGCUGCACACGGCCAAUACAUUUUCACGCCCCCUCUGCCAGGGCAAUGCCAUUGACCAGUUCUUCUGUGAAAUCCCCCACAUCCUCAAGCUCUCCUGCUCACAUUCAGACUACCUCAGGGAAGUUGGGCUUCUUAUAUUAAGUUGUUUGUUAGCUUUUGGGUCUUUUGUUUUCAUUGUGCUGUCCUAUGUGCAGAUCUUCAGGGCCGUGCUGAGGGUCCGCUCAGAGCGGGGAUGGCACAAAGCCUUUUCCACGUGCUUCCCUCACCUGGCCGUGGUCUCCCUCUUUAUCAGCACUGGAAUGUUUGCCUACCUGAAGUUUCCCUCCAUCUCCUCCCCAGUUCUAGAUCUGGUGGUGGCAGUUCUGUACGUGGUGGUGCCUCCAGCAGUGAACCCCCUAAUCUACAGCAUGAGGAACCAGGAGCUCAAGGAUGCUCUCUGGAAACUCUUUGAAUACAAUGUACUUCAUUUUAUUAAGGUGCCCAAUGUGCAACGAGGUCUUCCACGGUAUCUCAGAAAAAGCCAGCACAAACUUCUCUUUAUAUGUGUCGUUAUUUUCACUUGA
Messenger RNA from Charadrius vociferus (killdeer), 1026 nucleotides. RefSeq names its product olfactory receptor 14I1-like. Gene Ontology annotation, cellular component: membrane. Gene Ontology annotation, biological process: G protein-coupled receptor signaling pathway. Lineage: Eukaryota; Metazoa; Chordata; Aves; Charadriiformes; Charadriidae. The record is from RefSeq and is a predicted model, not a curated record. Gene Ontology annotation, molecular function: olfactory receptor activity; G protein-coupled receptor activity. The transcript has a single exon. The coding region runs from base 1 to 1026 and encodes 341 amino acids.